This is a messenger RNA of Cladophialophora bantiana CBS 173.52, 642 nucleotides long. RefSeq lists its product as uncharacterized. The coding region runs from base 1 to 642 and encodes 213 amino acids. NCBI's taxonomy places the organism in Eukaryota, Fungi, Ascomycota, Eurotiomycetes, Chaetothyriales, Herpotrichiellaceae. The transcript has 2 exons. The record is from RefSeq and is a predicted model, not a curated record.
AUGCUGAAGAUCCUGCGCCAGAGAGAGGAGGAGAUGAAGGAGAAGGAGAGCAUCAUUGCUCGACUGAUGGAAGAAAAGCAGGCGGCCUCGGAAGAAGCGAGUGCGCUUAGUAGCACCAGGGAUCGCUUGACGGCCAAACUUGAAGAGAAGACGCAGGAGUUGCGCAAAGCGGCUUAUUUCGACAAGGGCCUCUCGCGUCGGAGGAAAGAGCAGCUCACGAAGCAAGUCAAAAGACUUCACAACUGCACCCUCCACAUCAAGGGUCUCAAGGCGCAGAUUGAAGGGCUCGGCCAUGUACCUGUUUCCCCACCAGUGGUGGGAGACAGCACUGCGCCUCCGCCAUCUUCUUCUGCAUUGGAAGAGGCAGCCCCUGUUGAAUCUCCUGUAACACCCUCCGCUGUUGCAUCACCUCCUGUCGCGUCCACUUCCCCUGCUGACCCACAAUCUACGAUGCAGAGCCGCUGGGCGGAGGCAACUGGUCCAACCCAACAUGCUACAUUUCACGGAGAUCCCGGUGAAGGAUCAUGGAAAUUCGUGGACACUUUUCAAUGUGAUAUCAAGACACUGACAGCAUGGCAAGACGGCCAGAUGGAGGAGAGUGGAAACUCAUGGGCGCUUCUCAGCGUGAUAUCGACAGACUGA